Zootoca vivipara (common lizard) is the source of this 4592-nucleotide messenger RNA. It is a transcript of the gene PEX7, whose product is annotated as peroxisomal biogenesis factor 7. Gene Ontology annotation, molecular function: protein binding. Lineage: Eukaryota; Metazoa; Chordata; Lepidosauria; Squamata; Lacertidae. Gene Ontology annotation, cellular component: cytosol; peroxisomal matrix. The record is from RefSeq and is a predicted model, not a curated record. Gene Ontology annotation, biological process: protein import into peroxisome matrix.
GUUCCGGCGGCCGGAGCUGGGCGGGGCUACGGCGACGGGAGCGGGACCUCCCCACAGAGAAGGAGAGGCGGCAGCGCCUCUCCCGCAGCCGGUCCGGAAUAGCUCGAGCGACGCGGUUGAGGCUAUGAGCCGCGGUGGUGGUGGUGGCGCGCCAGCGAAGCCCCCGAGGGCGCAGGCCUUCCGCCUGCCCGGCCGCCACGGCUACGCGGUCGAGUUCUCGCCUUACCUGCCCGGGCGCUUGGCCUGUGCUGCCUCGCAGUACUACGGGAUUGCAGGUUGUGGAACUCUGGUAGUAUUAGAACAAAAUGAAGCUGGAGUUCAUCUCUUCAGAAGUUUUGACUGGAACGAUGGCCUGUUUGAUGUGACGUGGAGUGAGAACAAUGAGCAUGUGCUUAUCACAUCCAGUGGAGAUGGCUCAUUACAAAUCUGGGACACUGAAAAGCCCACAGGUCCACUUCAAGUCUAUAAAGAGCACAGUCAAGAGGUUUACAGUGUCGAUUGGAGCCAGGCCAGAGGAGAACAACUAGUAGUAUCUGGGUCGUGGGAUCAAACAGCAAAAUUGUGGGAUCCUGCAGUGGGACAGUCUUUAUAUACUUUUAAAGGCCACGAAGGUGUCAUUUACAGCACAAUAUGGUCUCCGCACAUCCCAGGCUGCUUUGCAUCUGCCUCAGGUGACCAGACUUUAAGAAUUUGGGAUGCAAAAUCACCAAGACCCCCAGUGAUCAUUCCUGCUCACCAGGCGGAGAUUUUAAGUUGUGAUUGGUGCAAGUAUGAUCAGAACUUGCUGGUAUCAGGUGCUGUUGACUGCAGUUUGAAAGGCUGGGAUUUGAGGAACAUCCUACAGCCAGUAUUCAAGCUCUUUGGGCAUACAUAUGCUAUAAGAAGAGUCAAAUUUUCACCGUUUCAUGCUACUAUAUUAGCUUCCUGUUCCUAUGAUUUUACUGUGAGAUUCUGGGAUUUCUCCAAGCCUGAUCCACUGCUUGAAACUGUGGAGCACCAUACAGAGUUUACUUGUGGCCUGGAUUUAAGCUUGCAUCACCCAAGUCAGGUGGCAGAUUGUGCUUGGGAUGAAACGGUGAAAGUCUAUAGUCCAUCUUCAUUGAUAAUUCCGUUAUAGAAAGAGAUUCUCCAUGGAAGACAGCUGAUUUGGAAGAAAUUGCUUCUCCUUUCUCAGGGCAAGGCAGAACUUCCAUGGAAUGCAUUGUUAACCUUGAUAACAACCUUAUUUAAAAUAUGUCAUUUGAUGUUUUAAAUCAGGGAAAAGAAAUCUCCAGAUGUAUGAUUCUAACUCCUAUGAGUCCCAUCCAGCAUGGCCAAUGACCAGGGACAAGUUGCAGUACAGCAACAUCUGGAGGGCUAUAAAUUCACCCAACCAUUGAGAUAUACAGCUAACAUAGGACUUCUUUCGCAAAAACUGUGUUGGACUGGUAAAAUAAUAACAAAUUAGCUGGUCAGACCAAAAACAGAGAGAACUCCUAGAUAUGUAUAGAGCAUCUUGCAACCAUUCAUGUAAAGACUGGGUGAUUGGAACUGUAUCUUUAUAUCUACUGAGGGGGGAAAUGCAAAUCAUUGGUGUUCAAAUUAGAAUUUAUUGUAGAACAAUGUAGCAUCUAUCUGAUGCCUAUAGCAUUCAAUUAAUUUUGUUAGAGAUACAUUUUACAAUUGAUGUUACAUUAUAAUAUUCCACAAUGUUGAUGUACAGUAAAUUACAUUAUCUAACUCGGCUUUGUUGACCUUCUGUCAUUUUCAGGUAACUAUUCUUUAAUCAGAAAAUAAGUUGUUUCACUUUGUAUGUGGGUUCUAUGAAGAUUGUGCUACGGUCAUUUUCCUGAGUCAAUAAAUUUGGGGUUGGAGUUCAGAAUCAGUUGCGCCUGAAAUAGGGUUGCUAACAUCUGAAAGAUAAAAUACCUAUUGCUCCCUUUCCAACCCCAACCAGGUGUUUCUCAGGGAAGCAUGCAGAGGGUAUCCUUUGCAGGUAUGUGUAGGCAACCUCCUGAUGCAUACAAAUAUUUAUGUUUUGUGCUAAUCCCAAUACUGGCAAAAUAUGAAAAUGAGUAUACCAUCCUCCUACAACAUGCACAAGGUUAAAGCAGUAGCUUUCUCUAUGCAGCUUUUCUACAAAUCACUUUGAAAAAUCCAUACCCACAAAUCCAAGACGAAUUGGUUCUCUGCCAGAGGCAUUCAGCCUACUCAGAUUUUGGCUGUUGGAACUUUGCACCCUUUCAAAUACAGUACCGCAAACAUUCCAAGAGAGGCCUUGGCUUCCACUGCAAUAAAGGUUUGCAAACUGGAGUGAAACACUUGAACCAUUUUGUUUGUGUCUUGUCCAUGGUAAUCUGCCACAUUACAUAUCAGUGAUCACAGAUCAGUGAUCACCGUGUCCUAAUCCUAGUUUUAAAUUAAUGUACUAGAUAGGGAAAAGCUAAGAUACAGGAAGUCUCCACAUAAUUGGGAGAUGAUCAAUAAAUGGAUGAUAUUAUAGGGGAAAAUAUUUAUUGAAACUUUUAAUGAUAUUUUUAAAAUAACACUUAUGGGUCAGGCACACAGCUGUUUUCCUUUUGCUGCCAGAUAUCUGCUAUAUAUAGUUUUUUAAAAAAUCUGUUAAUUGCAUUUUGAACUGUAAAAACUUUAGCCGACCAUAGUUUGUUUUUUUUAAAAAGUAUUGUAUGGAGUACAGUGUCUUCAUACCUAAAAUCAUCUUACGUUCUACAGCAGUAUUAACUAUGGGACAGACUAGCUUCUUUCAGUUGUGGACACAGACCAGUCCAGAAAUAUUUUCAGGUGGCUGGGCAAAGCAAUCCCAGAGAACCCUUGCCUGUAUACAUAAGGAAUUACAUCCACUCAUCUGUAAAUCCAUCCUUCAUUUGUCCGUUGCUAACUCUAUGAUGGUGCAUAAGAUGUAAGGUAAAACCCUGGACUGUUAAGUCCAAUCAAAGGCGACUAUGGGGUUGCAGCACUCAUCUUGCUUUCAGGCCGAGGGAGCCAGCGUUUGUCCGCAGACAGCUUUCCAGGUCAUGUGGCCAGCAUGACUAAACUGCUUCUGGCACAACAGGACACCAUGAUGGAAACCAGAGCGCACAGAAAGGCCAUUUACCUUCCCACUACAGCAGUACCUAUUUAUCUACUUGCACUGGUGUGUUUUUGAACUGCUAGGUUGGCAGGAGCUGGGACAGAGCAAUGGGAGCUCACCCCGUCACGGGGAUUCGAACCCCCGACCUUCCAAUCGGCAAGCCCAAGAGGCUCAGUGGUUUAGACCACAGCGCCACCCGCGUAAGAUGUAGAAGCAGUUCACGCCAUCCAUUUGUUCACAGUGACAUCCUGUGUUGUUGUUCAGUGUUGAGAGACUGAACACUCCCAGUAAUGAUCUUUAUAUGUUACCAGCUCCUUUUGUUGCAGAGGGGUGCAUACAAGGGCCUGACCGCCAAAGUGACCACCUGCAAUGUAACAGCCAAUAUAAUCCCAAAGACCAUUUGCCCCAAAUCCUGGACCUUUGGACAACUCCACUGAAAAUGAAUUCUCUCUCUACUUUCUUGCGAUGUAGCUUGAACACUGGGAAGCUGUGGAGCUGUAUACCGAGUUGUAUCGUGUAAUUCAGUGAAAUGGGUGCAGCUUUUCUUUAAUGGCACUUUUUAUGUAUACUUAAAAAUAUGUAUAUGUAUGUACAUGCAACCUUUGACACUUAAAUAUUUUCUUAUUCUGUUUCACUUCAGUAUCAGCAGAAAUUUUAAAACAAUGAUUCAACUUGGUUUCCAACAAGGGAGAGAAAAACCAAGGUAUGUUAGGGUUUAGGAACCUGCUGCAAGACAGACCCAAAAAAGAAAAUAACAGAACACCACUAGUCAUCACAUACAGCUCCCAAGUUAAAACAGUACAAUGCAUCAUCAGAGAUCUACAGCCUCUCCUGGACAAUGACAGCUCCCUUUCUCAAGCUCUGGGAGGAAGACCUUUCAUUGCCUACAGACAGCCACCCAAUCUUAAACAACUCCUCACCCACAAUAAUACAACCACCAGACUUAACAUGGACACUGGUACCAGAGCCUGCAAUAAACCCAGAUGCCAACUUUGCUGCCACAUACACCCGGACAACAUCAUUACUGGCCCCAGCAACAUCCAACAUGCCAUCUCAGGACUAUUUAAUUGCUCAUCUUCUAACAUUGUGUAUGCCAUCAAAUACAACUUAUCACCAACAGUGCCCUUCAGCUCUCUAUAUUGGACAAACAGGCCAAACCCUACGCCAAAGGAUAAAUGGACAUAAAUCUGACAUCAGGAACCAGAAGACAGAAAAACCAGUAGGAGAACACUUCAAUCUCCCAGGACAUUCUAUACAAGAUCUCAAAGUAGCUGUCUUACUACAAAAGAAUUUCAGAAAUAGACUGGAAAGAGAAGUUGCUGAAUUACAACUUAUCACCAAGCUCAAAACCAUGGAGGGACCUGGUUUGAACAGAGAUAUCGGAUUCUUAUCUCAUUAUACAUGAUAAGCGAUCUUCAGCCAUCUCAACCCUUGCUUUUUCAUGCAAAACCAUUUGCAGUCGUUUUCGGUCAUCAACAGCUAUCAGUCAGUCAAUCACCCACUUCCACCACCCUUCUGAGUG